AUGGAUUCGGUACUCCGCCAGUCCAAGGCCAUGUGCCCCUUCAUGAGAAAGGCUACGGCCGCCGGGCUUCGGGCCAUGACGACGGCUGCCACCGCAACCGCAACCGCGGUCCGGCCCGCCGUCGCUCCCUCUCCUUGCGGUGGCGCCAUCUCGAAGCUGCAGGUGCUCGCCCGCCGCUGCCCCGUCAUGGGUAAGGCCAUUGCUGUGCAGUCGGCCCGCCUCGGCAGCAACCACCACCAGCACGCCGGCUUCCACGGUGCCGCUGCUUCCACCUUUGCCGGCCACCGCGAGAGGUCGGGCAAGGCCAGGCUGCACACCAGCCGCUCCAAGGACGCCCGCGCCGUCGAGGACUCCUUGUUGGACAAGGGUGCGUUGCCUUGCUGGCUUCCCACGAGCUCCUGUAGACAUGACAUGUUCUUCCCCCGACCCUCUACGCACGGCUCCAAGUUUGACUACGAGGGGUUCUACGAGGCCGAGCUGGGCAAGAAACACAAGGACAAGUCGUACCGCUACUUCAACAACAUCAACCGCCUGGCCCGCGAGUUCCCGCGCGCCCACAUGGCCAACCGGGAGGACCGCGUCGACGUGUGGUGCGCCAAUGACUACCUCGGCAUGGGCCGCAACCCCCAGGUGCUGCGCGCCAUGCACGACACCCUCGACGAGUACGGCGCCGGCGCCGGCGGCACCCGCAACAUCUCGGGUCACAAUCGCCAUGCCGUCGAGCUGGAGCACGCGAUUGCCCGCCUGCACGCCAAGGAGGCCGGUCUCGUCUUCAGCUCAUGCUACGUCGCCAACGACGCCACCCUGGCCACCCUCGGCAGCAAGAUGCCCGACUGCGUCAUCCUGUCCGACAGCCUGAACCACGCCUCCAUGAUCCAGGGCAUCCGCCACUCGGGCGCCCGCAAGAUCAUCUUCAAGCACAACGAUGUCCACGACCUCGAGCAGAAGCUGGCGUCGCUGCCCCUGCAGGUGCCCAAGAUCAUCGCCUUCGAGUCCGUCUACAGCAUGUGCGGCUCCAUUGGGCCCAUCGCUGAGAUCUGCGACUUGGCCGAAAAGUACGGCGCCCUGACCUUCCUCGACGAGGUGCAUGCCGUGGGCAUGUACGGCCCGCACGGCGCCGGCGUCGCCGAGCACCUCGACUUUGAGGCCCACGCCCGCGGCGCCCCGCGCGGCACCAUCAUGGACCGCAUUGACAUCAUCACGGCCACCUUGGGCAAGGCAUACGGGUGCGUGGGUGGCUACAUUGCCGGCACCGCCAAGCUGAUCGACACGGUGCGGUCGCUUGCACCUGGCUUCAUCUUCACCACGACGCUGCCGCCCGCCGUCAUGGCAGGCGCCCGGACGGCCAUUGAGUACCAGAUGGAUUACGGCGGUGACCGCCGGCUACAGCAACUCCACACGCGAGCCGUCAAAGAGGCGCUCGGCGAGCGCGACAUCCCCGUCAUCCCGAACCCGAGCCACAUCAUUCCCGUGCUUGUGGGCAACGCCGAGCUGGCUAAGAAGGCGAGCGACAAGCUGCUGAAGGAUCACGACAUUUACGUGCAGAGCAUCAACUACCCCACGGUCCCCGUCGGCCAGGAGCGCCUUCGCAUCACCCCCACGCCCGGCCAUACCAAGCCUUACCGCGAUCACCUGGUUGCUGCGAUUGAGUCCAUCUGGAAAGAGCUGGGCAUCAAGCGAACCAGCGAGUGGGCGGCCGAAGGCGGCUUCAUCGGCGUCGGCGAGGCCAAUGCCGUGGCCGAGGCUCCGCUGUGGACCAACGAGCAGCUUGGCGUCACCGAAGCCACUCGCGCCAUCUUGGCUGCAUCUCCCGGUGGCAGCAGCCGCGGGCUGACCGAGAGGCUCCUCGAGCUUGAGCUGGAGGGGUCGAGCGCCAGUGCCCCCGCUGCUGCUGCCGGAGCUGCUUAG
Messenger RNA from Lasiosphaeria miniovina, 1908 nucleotides. RefSeq names its product pyridoxal phosphate-dependent transferase. The coding region runs from base 1 to 1908 and encodes 635 amino acids. Lineage: Eukaryota; Fungi; Ascomycota; Sordariomycetes; Sordariales; Lasiosphaeriaceae. Gene Ontology annotation, cellular component: mitochondrion. Gene Ontology annotation, molecular function: 5-aminolevulinate synthase activity; pyridoxal phosphate binding. Gene Ontology annotation, biological process: heme biosynthetic process. The transcript has 2 exons. The record is from RefSeq and is a predicted model, not a curated record.